Rubroshorea leprosula is the source of this 841-nucleotide messenger RNA. Lineage: Eukaryota; Viridiplantae; Streptophyta; Magnoliopsida; Malvales; Dipterocarpaceae. The record is from the annotation of a GenBank genome assembly.
GGAUCAACCCGUCCGUCAAGCGCACCCCGAAGAGCUUGACCUCGCAGUUGGAGCAUUUCUUGGAGUUGUGGCCGUUGUGGCUGCAAUGCGAGCAGCGCCGCGUCAUUUUUGGGUCCGGGCUCGGCAGAUCGAGGAAGGGGCGGAGGGAUGAGAGAGAAGAAGGGAGGAAGAAGAAGAAGAAUAAUAUAAUAACAAAUUAUAUGGCUUUUUAUUUAAAUAAGAAAAAAAUGCCACCUGAAGGCAAAUGGGAUAUUCAGGACUUUUUCUGAUCUUAUUUUUCUCUGUUUUUCUUAUAAAUCUCGUUUCUGCUGCCGAUCCUUACUUCCAGUUUAAUUGUGUUAACGAUGGCAACUUCACCGCAAACAGCACCUAUGGGACCAACCUCAACCUUCUGUUUUCUCAGCUAUCCACCACGGCGGAUUUCAAUCAUGGGUUCUACAAUCUAUCCGUCGGUUGGAGCCUUGACCAGGUCAACGCAAUCGGACUCUGCAGGGGAGACCAAAAGGAGGUCGCUUGUAGAAGUUGCCCGAUCGAGACCAUCUCCGAACUCAAGCAGCGAUGCCCCGAAUAUAAAGAGGCAAUCGGAUGGUCGGAAUACUAUGGUGAUGUGUUCAUUUGGGAGCUGAGCCCCUUCUUGAGAGACUUGAGCAGAGAUGCGGCAGCCGGAGGACCUCUUCUCAAAUAUGCGGCGAAUUACACGGCUGGUAUUUACGCUCUCGAGCAGUGCACGCCCGACCUAUCACAGAAGGAUUGCAGCCAGUGGCGGAGCCAGGGGGUUGCGAGGGGCGGCGCUUGCCCCCCUGAAAUUUGAGAAUCUUGCAAAUUAACAUAAGAAAAAUUA